UAUAUAUACUACUGCCUUUGGUGCCUGAACAUAGAGGAAUAUCGCACGCCUUAAUGUACAAUGUUCGAGGAUACACCAGUACUGAAGUUAUGAGACCGCUCGAGUACUGUGGCAGUUGAUCUUAAGAGCGUCAGUCAGUCAGUCAGUCAGUCAGUUGGUGUUAACAUUACUCAGUGACUCAUCAUUAUCCACUGCACCUCUAUUUCGGUGGAAGCUCCAUAAUUAAGCAAAUUAAACCAUGGAGUCAAGCCAACCCUCUAUUUACCAAGAGCCUCUCGCCUCUGCAAGGUGUCAGACGCCUCAAACUGUGGCUGCCUACCAGUCUGACCCAUACAUGACUUGCCACAAGAACCAGGCCUCUGUACACGAGGCAUCACAGCCCACAGUUUUGUAUGGAGGAGUCCAACCAUCGGUAGAGAACAAUAUGCGGCAAUCUUUGCCACAUACGGUCCAACCAUAUAUGCAGUACCAGUCUACGCAAGCAUCUGUGCAGUAUACUACUCUACCAACUGUUAAAUACACUACGACCCAAGCAUCUAUGCCGUAUAAUGCUCACCCUGCUGUGCCAUACACGGCACAGCCAUUUGCACAGUAUCAAGCCUCCCAAGAAUAUGUACAGUAUACUCAACCAUCUGUGCAGCUCAAUAUACUACCAACUGUCGUGUAUCAGAGCCAGCCUCAGGUGUGUGUAUGCUGUGCCACCACCGCAGACUCUGCUAGUAACCAACCAUCAACCACCUCUCAAGGUGUGUGGGGAUAAACCCAGGACGGUGUGGUGGUCAAGCGAAAGAGACAUCAUCACCACCCCAUUGUCAUGG
Molecule: messenger RNA, 818 nt
Organism: Cherax quadricarinatus
Lineage: Eukaryota; Metazoa; Arthropoda; Malacostraca; Decapoda; Parastacidae
Source: RefSeq, a predicted model, not a curated record